Megalopta genalis is the source of this 2571-nucleotide messenger RNA. It is a transcript of the gene mEFG1, whose product is annotated as mitochondrial translation elongation factor G 1. Gene Ontology annotation, cellular component: mitochondrion. Gene Ontology annotation, biological process: mitochondrial translational elongation. The record is from RefSeq and is a predicted model, not a curated record. Gene Ontology annotation, molecular function: translation elongation factor activity; GTPase activity; GTP binding. NCBI's taxonomy places the organism in Eukaryota, Metazoa, Arthropoda, Insecta, Hymenoptera, Halictidae.
UAAUUCGUUUACAUCAGUAUCAAUCCACAUGCUGUAUGUAGCAGCAAGUGUGGCAAGGAGUAAACUUUAAAAUAAAACUAAUAGAAUUAUUGUUGUGAAUACGGUCAAGAAAUAAAUCAAUUAUCAUGACUAUCAUAACAAUUUUAAGACACAAGUUCAAUUUGAACAUUGUGUCACAGGUGCAUUCGCACGUUUUCAAGAAUUCCCGCUUUUCGUCAAAUUUCGCGAAACAUGCCGAGCAUAAAGAGUUAGAUAAAAUUAGGAACAUUGGUAUAUCUGCUCAUAUUGAUUCUGGAAAAACUACGUUGACUGAACGUAUAUUAUUUUACACUGGCAGAAUUUCUGAAAUGCACGAGGUGAAAGGUAAAGAUAAUGUUGGAGCAACUAUGGAUAGCAUGGAAUUGGAAAGGCAAAGAGGCAUUACCAUUCAGUCAGCUGCAACUUAUACACUGUGGAAAGAUUAUAAUAUCAAUAUCAUUGAUACACCUGGUCAUGUAGAUUUUACAGUAGAGGUAGAAAGAGCUCUGAGAGUCUUGGAUGGAGCUGUACUUGUAUUAUGUGCUGUAGGAGGUGUUCAGUCUCAAACGAUGACUGUAAAUAGACAAAUGAAAAGGUAUAAUGUACCUUGCCUAGCAUUUAUUAACAAACUGGAUAGGUUAGGUGCAAAUCAUAAGAGAGUAAUCAAUCAGAUGCGUGGUAAACUGAACCAUAAUGCUGCAUUUAUACAGCUACCCAUUGGUUUAGAGAAUAAUUGUAAAGGGAUAGUAGAUAUUGUUUCUCAAAAAGCACUGUAUUUUGAGGGAAACUAUGGUGAAGUUGUAAGAGAAGAUGAAAUUCCAGCUGAUAUGAGAGCAGAGGUAAACAAUGCUAAACGAGAAUUAAUCGAACAUUUGAGCAAUGUCGAUGACAAUUUGGGCGAAAAGUAUUUAAAUGAAGUCCAGAUACUUGAAAAUGAUAUCAAAGAUGCUAUCAGAAGAAGUUGUAUAAAAAGAACUUUCACACCCGUUCUAGUCGGAACUGCAUUAAAGAAUAAAGGUGUUCAACCAUUGUUGGAUGCCGUUUUAGACUAUUUACCAAAUCCUGCCGAAGUCGACAAUUAUGCAUUUGAGGGAAAAAGGGACGAGACGGUUAAAAUCCUCUUAAAAUCUGAAAGGAACAGCAAGAACCCAUUUGUCGGAUUAGCAUUUAAAUUGGAAGCUGGUAGGUUUGGUCAGCUAACUUAUUUCCGUUCUUAUCAAGGGAUGUUGAACAAGUCAGAUACUUUAUACAACACGAGAACGCGUAGAAAGGUUCGAGUACAAAGAUUAGUACGGCUUCACGCGAAUCAAAUGGAAGAUGUAGAAAAAGUUUAUGCCGGAGACAUUUUCGCUGUGUUCGGUAUAGAUUGCGCAUCAGGAGACACGUUUGUCAGCGUUCCUAAUUCUGAAUUAUCAAUGGAGUCUAUUUACGUACCUGACGCCGUAGUAUCCAUGUCCGUCCAACCGAAGAACUCAAAAGACAGAGACAGCUUUGCGAAAGGUAUGGCAAGAUUUACCAAAGAGGAUCCGACCUUCAGAUUCGAGUUCGAUGUAGACAACAAGGAAUCCGUUGUCUCGGGAAUGGGGGAGUUACACCUGGAGAUCUAUGGGCAAAGAUUAGAACGAGAAUAUAAUUGCCCCAUUAUCCUUGGAAAGCCGAAGGUUUCUUUCCGUGAGAUACUACGCGAACCUUAUGAAUUUGACUAUCUCCAUAAGAAACAGUCUGGUGGUGCUGGCCAGUUUGCCCGUGUCAUUGGAAUAGUAGAGCCACUUCCACCAGAUCAAAACACUAAAGUGGAGUUCAGGGAUGAAACAGUAGGAACAAACGUACCUAAACAAUUUAUUCCCGGUGUGCAGAAGGGGUUCAUGCACAUGUGUGAACAUGGACAACUAUCUGGACACAAAGUGUCGGGUAUUAGAUUCAGAUUAAUCGAUGGUGAGCAUCACUGUGUUGAUUCCUCCGAGUUCGCAUUCAUCUUAGCUACCGAAGGUGCGAUGAAGGACGCGUUUCGAGAAGGAUCCUGGCAGCUACUGGAACCGAUUAUGACGGUAGAAGUGUCUGCCCCAAUGGAGUUUCAGGGUGCAAUCGUAGCUCAAAUAACCAAACGAAGUGGCAUAGUGCUCAACACCGACGCGUCCGAAGGAUGGUUCACUGUAGUCGCUGAAGUAGCGUUGAACGAUAUGUUCGGCUACUCCGGAGAAUUGAGAUCAUCCACGCAAGGAAAGGGAGAAUUUACCAUGGAAUAUUGCAGAUACAAACCUUGUUUGCCAAACGUGGAACAACGAAUAAUAAGAGAUUAUCAGAUAGCAAACAAUAUUGUAGUUGCCGAGGUGAAAAAUUAAUGAACAUACACAUUCAAGUAGAAUUAGAAAUCAAAUCGACUUUGUAUGAUGUACAAUUAUGCGACAUGACUGAAUGUAAUUUGUAAAUAUAGGUAUACUUGUAAUAUACAUUAUCAAAUUCGAUGUAAAUCUCAUACACAUCUCUAACCGGAGCUGGAUCUCCGUUCAUUACAAAAUUGACUACCAAAAUAUAGAUGAAUCAUUAAUUUUA